UUUGGCCACCAAAUCAUCCAGGCAAUGCACGUCGUAGAUUGUAAGCUUCUAAGGGAAUCGCAUAGGAAUCGAUGGCAUAUAUAAGCUUUUAAGUUCAUAUCCUUAGCCUCACAUCAUCCUCGACAAGUCGUAGCUGAAAAUGCCUAAUUGGAAGCGAUGUUCUGGGGGCCCCUCGACCAAAUCUGUCAAAGACCAAACCGCUGCGACGACACGAGUCAAACCAGUCGGGGGACCAGCUGAUAGGUUCCUCGAUGCUAUUGCUGAACGUCGGAGUGUAUACGCCCUGACGAGGAAGUCCUCAAUACCGAAUGAACGUGUUGUAGAGAUAGUUCAGCAUGCUGUCUUACACACCCCCACUUCGUUUAAUUCUCAAUCGAACCGCGCCGUUGUCCUCUUUGGAGAGAACCACAUGAGGCUUUGGGGCAUCGUCGCCAAGUCUUUAAAGAAAAUACUUCCUCCAGAGCAAUUCGAAGGAACGGUGGGGAAAGUGCGUUCCUUCCAGGCGGGUUAUCUCACGAUCCUGUAUUUCAUCGACACAAAAGUUGUCAAGGAACUCGAAGAACAGUACAAAACAUACGCAGAAAACUUCGUGCCAUGGGCCCAGCAAUCCAGCGGGAUGCUCCAAUCCAAUGUUUGGGUUGCCUUAGAGAAGGAAGGACUUGGUGCUAGCUUGCAACAUUACUCUAACCUGAUCGAGGUAGAAGUCAAGAAAGUGUAUAACAUACCCCAAGAGUGGAGUUUGAUUUCUCAGCAGCCGGUUGGAGUUCCUGCUGAAGGCUGGAAGGCACCUGAAAAGGACUUUAAGCCUCUCGAGGAGACCGUGAAAGUCUUCCAUUAAACUAUAUGGAUGAUCGUUCAUAUUCCCAUUUACACUACUUGUCUAAUUGUCUUCA
Messenger RNA from Cantharellus anzutake, 893 nucleotides. RefSeq lists its product as uncharacterized. Gene Ontology annotation, biological process: cellular response to oxidative stress. The transcript is spliced from 5 exons. Bases 140 to 838 code for a protein of 232 amino acids. NCBI's taxonomy places the organism in Eukaryota, Fungi, Basidiomycota, Agaricomycetes, Cantharellales, Hydnaceae. The record is from RefSeq and is a predicted model, not a curated record.